This is a messenger RNA of Fusarium graminearum PH-1, 1568 nucleotides long. RefSeq lists its product as uncharacterized. Bases 361 to 945 code for a protein of 194 amino acids. NCBI's taxonomy places the organism in Eukaryota, Fungi, Ascomycota, Sordariomycetes, Hypocreales, Nectriaceae. The record is from RefSeq and is a predicted model, not a curated record. The transcript has 2 exons.
AACCCCAAUCCUCGCGGGCCAGUUAUUGUGAAUAUCGUCUACGGCAUCGUUUUGUAACUGUACAAUCUUGUUCUCAGCACUUUCUUGGAUCUUCAGCUUCACUCUUUCAGCUGAUAUCCGUCCGGUCUUUCCAACCCCCUCUAUCCCUUCGUUAUACCCACUAUCUAGGCCCUUCACCAGCCACCUUGGUUUACGAUAUCCGCCAGGUAUUCACCAAACGAACUAUUGGCGAUAUCUUCUCCCUGGCACGUAAUCGGCCUUACAUUCGUUCUCUCUGUACACGGAGCAUUCAUCGUUAUCACCAACUCAGAACACUCGCUGCUGUACCCACAUAACAUUAAAACUUAAACUCUAUUCACGAUGCCUUCAAUUCUCAACCUCGUUACCCGAUCCGACAUGCCUGCGGAUUCCAAUGGCUCAGACGACAGCAUGAUCAACCUGAUGCUUGGCCUUCUCGGCCUUGUUUUCCUCGGCCUUAUUCUGGUCGCCAUCCUGUUCCUCUUCCGCCGCGCUCGUCUUCAGAAGCAGGCUGCUACCAUCAAGUCCGAAGAGGACGGCCUGCCUUCUUACUACGAUAGCGACACCAAGCGCUUUCCCAACCACCGCGGCCUUACCAUCGAGACAACGCACAACGGCCGCUCCAGCGUUUUCGUGAUCAACCAAGACGGUCGCCCCAUGCUUGCCAACCCCAACUCUCCUCCUUACUCUCCCGACAACGUCCCAGAGAUCCACAUCACCUUCCCUGAUGAGCAGGACGAGCAAGGCCGACAGCAGAACGGCCGAGUGCUGGUUGUUCGUGUCGGUGACAACUCCGCUGUCGGUCUGGAGCCCAUGAACGACGAGCAGCUCCCUGCCUACGAGAAGGAGGCCAAGGGUCAGUUCUACUCGAUCGACAUGGACCAGAUCGGCGGUCUUAAGGAGAAGGAUCGUACUCAAUUCCAAUAAAGAGAUGCCUCCCACUUGUUGCUUCUCUUCUUUCCAACCGUCGCCGGCGAUGCUUUUUCGACCCGUCUGGACGACUUUGUCACGACAAAGCUUUGAAUACGAUUCUUCUUUUUGGGAACAUUUCCCACACAAAAACUAGCGAAUUAACCCGCCUUUCAUGGCUCGACCUUGCCAUUCAGCAACCGGAGAGUCACGGCAAUUUUCAUGACCCGUUACUAUAUACCCGUUUACGCUGCGGUCUAAUUUUUCGCAUUGCUACCUAUCAGUGGCCAUCCCUCCCCCAUCAUACUUUUGCAUAUCUCGAUUUCCCUUUAGCCGACUCGCAUAACUACUACAACGCUACUAUGGUCCAAGGUCCGAGAGAAGGGCUUAAUCAGUUAUUGAAAAAGAAUUGGAGAGGGGUGGUAGUGCACCCCGAGGAGAGGCCUUGGAUCACUCUGGCAGUUGAUGGAUAGCAUGGGCCAAAGCAAAACACUACAUUUAGCAAUUCUUAUAUCUAUUCUAUGGGGGUUGGGCCUUGGGACAUUACGCAUGGCGCACCUUGGAGUAGCAACCAUCUAUAUCUAUAUCUAUCCCUAACUAGUCUAGUUGAUAGUCCAUAGUGUAUAAUUUCUUAUCCUACU